AUGCCAACUAAUUAUAAUGUCGCCGAAGAAGAAGAAGAACGACGAUUGCAUGCGGAGAAUAUGCAACGAAUACGUGAACUUGAAUUGAGUCGAAUAAAUGAAGAUGAUCAACAGAUUGCUAGACAAGGAUUAGCUCUAUUCGACGAUAUAGAACGUGAAAUGGGGAUUUUGAAUCCAGAAGAGCGUGUGAAUGAACUUGAAGUAGAAAUUCAAGAAAUGAACGAGCAAAUUAAUGCUGCUGAACAAGAACUUGAACAACUCAACGAACAAUUGGAACAACUUCGUGUUCAAUUAGAUAUACUUGAAAAAGAUCUUAAACAAGUAACUGAUGAACUGGUUAAACUUACAGAAGAAAUUAAACGUGUUCAAGUGGAAUUACAAAAACUACGUCAACACCAACUUGACCUUACAAUCGAGCGUGACAAAUGGCAAACAACGCUCACUGAACAACAACAAGUACUUCAAGAAGAAGAAAAACGUCUGGACGAUCUGGAACAACAACUCACUAUAUUAGAAAAUGAUAAACGUUUAUUAGAACAACGAAGAGAUGAACUUGUUGAGGCAUUGAAAACAGCCGAAACUGAAAAACUUGCUCUGGAGCAAGAAUUAGCUAAGAUUGAUGCUGAACGAGUUCAAUUAGAAGAACAAACCAAGCAAUUACAACACGAAUUAGCUGCACUUGAACGAGUUGUUGAAGAACUGACCCAGAAAAUACGUCAAACUCAACAAGAGAUGGCUCAACGUGAACAGGAAAUGAACGAGAAAAAUGCGCGUAUUCAAGAGUUGGAACAAGCUCAGCAGCAAGUCGAAAAUGAAAUACGGCAAUUGCAAGAAUCAAUUCGACGUAUCGAAGAAAUGCUUAGAGAAGUCGACAACAAAGAACGCGAAGUAGCCGCACAAAUUGAGCAGAAAAAUCAAGAAAAAGAUAAACUUGAAGAUGAACAACGAGCAGCUGAAACUGAAGUUGAAGAACUACAAGCAGAAGUUGCAGCACUUGAUAAUGAAUUAAAAAUAUUGCAAGAAAAACUAACCCAACUAACAAACGAAGUCGAUCAGCUGGAAGAACAAGUACGACAAGCUGAGAACGAACUUACAAAAGCAGGGGAAAUGGUUAAACAAACAGAACAAGAAGUGGAGCGUCAACGAGCUGAAGUCGAUAAAUUAAAGCAGCAACUUCAAGCUACAAAUGCUAAAUUGGCGCAACAAGAACAACAGAAAAAGCAACUUGAAACGAUAUUUGCUCAAAAACAAAAAGAACUUGACGAAGUCAACAAGAAAAUCAGUAAACUCGAACAAGUCGAAGCUCAAGCUAAGAAAGAAUUUGAUAUGGCGACCGCGUUGCAAGAUGAGAUUGUAGCAAUGUUACGUGCAGAAGAGCAAAAGGAACUGGAUAUAAAAAAGGAAGUUGAAGAUCAACAAACACUUGUUAAGGACGCGGAAAACGAGGUAAAUGAUGCUGAACGAGAGAAGAGUGAAGCAAAGCGAAAAUUAGACGCUGCAAUGAAGGAAGAACAACAAUUGCAGACCGAAUUACAGAAAAUAAAAAAUAAUGUGACUGCUUCCGAACUUGCACUUGGAAUCGCUAGUGCCGCCCUAGCAGUUGCAACAGCUUUCGGAUUCACAGGAUGGGGUGCAGUUGCUAUUGCUAAAGCAACAACUUUAGUUAUAGCUGCAACGGCUGCAGUUGCUGCUUUUAAGUUACAACAGAACGACGUAGAAAAGAGGCUCGCAGCGGCGUCUGUAAAACGCGAGCAAGCAUUUGAUUUGCAUCAGACAGCAACCGAAGACAAGGGCGCAGCGGAUACAAAACUUGCUAAACAGACUGGACUGUACAAGACCAAGGAAAGUGAACUGAAUCGUCAGAUCACGACCAAAAAUACCGUUCAACAAAAACUUGAUAGACACAAAUUGAUUCUGGAAAAAGCGACUAGUAAUUAUGAGACAAUUAAUCGACAAUUGGGUGAUGCUAACGAACAAGCGGCAGCCAAAACAAACGAAGUUCAUAAUGCUGAAGCUGAUGCUCAAAAACAGACAGAGCAAGUAGGAAAAUUGACGAAAGAAGCAUCUGAUUUAGAAAAAAAACAAGGACAAGCUCAACAAACAUUUGUCAACACGGAAAAUACAUUGAAAGAUGCUCAGACCAAACUUAAGACGGCUCAAGAUGGUGUCAAGACAAUCACCGAGCAGUUCAGAGCCAAACAACAAGGUGUUCAAGAAGCAAAAGCUGCUGUUGGUCAGAAACAACAGCAAGUCCAAGCUAAACAGGCUGAAUAUGCUACUAAACAAGGAGCUGCACAAGAAGCAAAAAAUAAAGUUGGUAAAAUCGAUCAAGAUAUUGCAUCAGCCAAUAAAACCAAGGCAGAAUUAGGAAAUACGAAAGGUACACAGGAGAAUGCACUCCGUAGGGAACAAGGAAAAAGUCAAAUACUCACUGGAGAACAACAGCAGUUAAAGACAAAAUUUGAUGAGACACAACAGCAGAAGCAACAACUUGAUAAACAAGUUCAAGAUUUAAAAAAUAAUCUUAAUACACAAAAUGGAGCCAUGAUUCAAAAGAGUGGCGAAGUUAAUAAAGCUAUGACUGAUUUGAAGGUGAAAGAACAACAGAAGACUCAACUACAAUCACAGCACGAUGAAUGUACUGCACAUUUUGAGCAAGUCAAAGUACAAAUUCGAGAAAAUCAGCAAGGUCUGCAAGAUAACCGAAGAAAUAUUAAUCAGGCGACAGAAGCCUUACAAAAACAAGAGGCCGCUAAACAGAUGAGCGAAAACAAAAUAGUCGAGACCGAGCAGCGUCUUCAUCAAACAAGUGAACGACUUGAACAAUUAUCCAAGCAACUUCAAGAGAAACAACAAACUUAUAAUGAGCAAAACGAUCGACACAAUAAACUUACAGCUGAUGUCGAGCAACGUCAAGCAGCAAAAGAACGUUUGGAAAAAACUACAGAAGAUGUGCGCAAUCGAUGGACAUCAAAGCGAAUUUGGUUGACAGCUGUGACGAAAAAUGUUGGUCAUAUCCAACAAGAAAUAGGCAAUAUUAAACUAACUAAUCAUCAAACAGCAGUAGCUAAUCGACAACAACAGGAGCGCCGUAAUAUGAAUCUGCACGAACCAAACGAUGUAAUCGAUAAUCAACAACGACGAUAUCAACGGCACGAACUGUAUAACAUGAUUGUGCAUCCUGUAAACGAUGUAACUGAUAAUCAAUCAUCACGGCGACAACAACAACAACAGGUACAAAAUAGUAUGAUUCUACAUCCUCCAAACAAUUCAUCUGAUAAUCAACCACGACAACAGCAGCAACAACAUAAUAUGAGUCUCGAUGAUCCGAAUAAUGCAAUCGAUAAUCGAUCAAUACGACGACAACAACAACAACAGCAAGUUCGUCGUAAAUGA
Adineta steineri is the source of this 3396-nucleotide messenger RNA. The record is from the annotation of a GenBank genome assembly. Lineage: Eukaryota; Metazoa; Rotifera; Eurotatoria; Adinetida; Adinetidae.